Messenger RNA from Misgurnus anguillicaudatus (oriental weatherfish), 934 nucleotides. The record is from RefSeq and is a predicted model, not a curated record. NCBI's taxonomy places the organism in Eukaryota, Metazoa, Chordata, Actinopteri, Cypriniformes, Cobitidae.
GACUUCAGAGUCUGCCUUUGACAAAUUAAAGAAAACAGUAUCUCCCCAAAGUUAUGCUGGCCUUGCAAAAUCCACUCUUGCUCAGAUUAUAAUUUUUAAUCGAAGGCGUGCUGGGGAGGUGUCCAAAAUGCGCUUGAAAAACUUCAUUGAAAGAGACAAAAGCCCCCUCCAUGCUGAUGUAUCCUUGGGAUUAACCAAGUUUGAAAAGAAGCUCUGUGAGCACUUUAGCCGGGUGGAAAUCAGGGGCAAACGUGGAAGAAAAGUUGCAGUCCUCCUAACACCAUUCAUGGUGGAAUCCCUAAAUCUCUUGGUCAGCAAAAGAAUGGAAUGUGGUGUGCCUGAUACCAAUAUCUUUCUCUUUGCUAGACCACAAUGUUCAACUUACUACAGAGGUCAAGACUGCUUGAGACUUCAUGCAGAAAAGUGUGGAGCAAAAAAACCUGAAUACCUGCGCUCAACUCAGCUCAGGAAACAUGUUGCGACCCUUUCCCAAAUUUUAAACCUCAAAGAGAAUGAGUUGGACCAGGUCGCUGACUUUCUAGGACACGAUAUACGUGUCCACCGUGAACACUACAGACUGCCUGAGGCGACAAUGCAGCUUGCAAAAAUCUCCAAGCUGCUAUUAGCAAUGGACAAAGGUUGUCUUGGAAGCAUCCAGGGAAAGUCACUUGAUGAGAUUCAAAUUGAAGAUCAAAUCCAGUUGACUGAUACUGAAGAUGAUGCAGGAGACGAACCGGCUGGCACCAGUUCAUUAGACAAAGAAGUAUCAACAUCACCACAAGAGGCCUGCCAGAAUGAAGGUAAUGUAUUGGGUUUUCUUUUAGCCCUAAAAUAAGGUAGCUGUGUUUGGACUACAUGUGCAAGUUUGAUUUCUCUGGAACUAGGCUUGGUUGGCAAGAGUAUGAAAGCAACUGGGUCCAGACUCAUUCAAGAU